Spodoptera frugiperda (fall armyworm) is the source of this 4265-nucleotide messenger RNA. RefSeq lists its product as uncharacterized. The record is from RefSeq and is a predicted model, not a curated record. NCBI's taxonomy places the organism in Eukaryota, Metazoa, Arthropoda, Insecta, Lepidoptera, Noctuidae. Bases 415 to 1515 code for a protein of 366 amino acids. The transcript has 8 exons.
AGUGUGCCCCUAGUCGCGAUAGAAGCACCGCGCGCUCUCCGUUCCGCGGCCCACAACACGCGGCAUGUUGCAAAAAACACCCAACACGCUACAGGUGCCCUAAUCGCCAGCCACAUGAUAAAUGACAGUGUUUUUUCGACCCGACAGCCGCGCCCGACGAGUUGAGUGGUAGGAAAUAGGCGAUACGAAUAAAUAAACAAGUUUUGUUUAUUUUUUUACUUCUUUCAUACUUCAUAGAACAUCUUCGUUUGCGUGUUUUGUUGACCGUUACAUUUCGCGAUGACAAUAAUCCAGUGAACGUGAGAGUACUUUGAAAAUGUUUAUAGAAAUAAAAUUGUGAUAAAAUAGUGCUUAUGAGUGAUAACAUAGGACUCAAGUGAUGGUUUAAGUGAUGUGAUAAGGAACGUUUGGGCGAUGGUGCGGCAUUUGGUGACGUCAUGGCUUGCUAUACUCCUCCUGUCCUGCAGUUUAAGACUAGGAAGCGGUCAGGCGACGGACGUGGAUGUCCGGUUGGUGGCUCCAGCGUGGGUGGCUAGGGGUGGUUCAGCCACAUUACGGUGCCUGCAUCAGGUCCCACCACAAUUACUCUACAAAGUGGAGUUUUUGAGGACUGGGACCAAGCUUCUGCAAUAUGUCAGGGAAAGGGUGCCACCUUUCACCAGCUAUACAUUUCCUGGUGGAAGAGUUAAUAUGACACUAUCAACAGAAAACUCAAUAACAAUUGAUAACUUGGAUCCAUCAGCAUCAGGACUGUACUGGUGCGAGGUCUCAUUAGAGACACCCAUCUUCACAGCUGCGUCGAAUCCAAGACAAUUGACUGUCGUAUAUUCACAAAAACACCCGCCAAUUAUAACGUUCGGUAAGCCGGAUGUGGUGGUGGGGGGGUUGUUGCGUGCCAACUGUACGAGCGCGCCCGCUGCGCCCGCGCCGCGUCUUACGUGGUACAUCGACAAUGAAAAGGUCGAUGAAGAAUCAGUGAAAUAUUUCUCGUACCGAGUGUCAAGUUCUACUCGUACGAAGGGGGGAGGUGGAUUCCGUCACAGAAAACAUCAGCACCGACUGAUAGCACCGGAGUUACAGACAAACUACACAGCUAAAUACUGGGCACUGGUCAGCGAGACCACGGUACCUACCACUGUGAAUACUUCAAAACAUCACAAGUGCACUUUGAAAGACCAACAGAGUGAAGAAAUGGCCAAGAUACAAGAAAGGCCCCGAGUUCCACCAGCGGUGCCCAUAUCUCUAUGGGUGUCUAUAGCUGAGCUGAAGGCCCCAGCGCACGGCAGACUCCAACUCACGUGCACCGCUACCAUACCUGACGAAGUAGGUCCAGGGGAGAAAUUUGCAGAUAUUAAGAAGCAAACUGUUACAGUGGCAGUCAACGAACUAAGUUUGAAGAAGCCACAUUCAGAGACAAGCCAAGCAAACGCCACCUCAAGUUGCCUACAGAGCUACCCAUUAUGGAUCCUCGGCUGCGGUAUCAUAUUCCGCGAAUUUACACUCCAAUUAAAUUGAAUGACGCUAUGAAUCUCGCCUAUCCCUGAUCAAAUAUUUUAUCUGCGAAGCGGCUUUUAGACUGUAGUUUCAAUAUUUCUUAGAUACCCUUUAUUUAUAUUUACUAUACAAUUUUGUGUACCUUUAAGCUUCCUCGUCUCACUUUCAAGGAAUAAGGUUGUCCUAUAAUCAUUUGUUUUGCUAAAUAAAUAUUUUACAAAUUAUUAUUAUACACCCUUAUUAUAUUUAUACAUUUAUUCUGAUGUUAGACGUUCUAAAGCGAAUAUGAAUAUUUUAAAAUAAAAGAAAUAUAAAUAUAAUUUUACUGUGUUCAUAUGUUAAUGUUAUGAUGUAACUAGAGUUUAUCGUUACAGUGUAUAAUUAAUUUUAAGACGAUGUUAUUAUUGCAUAUUUCAAUCACUACAUUCGGACGUGUCCUUUUUCUUCCUGAGCUUUUGUACGUCAAUUAUACCUAUCUGAUCUAGUUACUACAGGGUUCCACGGAUUACCAAACUAUCGCUAUUUUUAUUAACGCAUUUAAAGGCUAUUUCUGUAUAUCUCUGCAUUGGUAAUAUGUUAAUGUUAAAUGGAAAAACAAUAACUAAAGUAAGCUGGAGUCAUAUUUCCCUUAAUGUCAUAUUUGAUAUGUACUAUCAGAAUAAAUAACAGUAACAAUAGAAUUAAUGAACCUUCUGGAAUAAAAUCCUCUUUCGCUACUGCUUUGAAUGUUGUCUUACCCCUAGAUUAAAGGUUACAAUAAAAUAUUCAGUACUAAGUUCCCUGGGGAUUAUUUAUACACCUGUGUGCGUCUACGUAGUACUCGUUCCACUACUCACAAUAAUUUAUACUUAUACGUUAAUCUUGUAUUUAGAUCUAAGAUUUUUUUAGUAUAAUAGAAAAAUGAAGAUUGUCGUUUUCGUUUAUAAUUCUCGUUCAUAAUAUUCAUGUUGGUAGGUGAUUUUCAAAGUGAGAACGUAUUUUGAGAAUUAAAUUAUUGUCUAAUAUAUUUCAGCAGAAUAUUUUCGAUAUGAUUAGUGUUACGCUGUAAAGCAGAGGUUAUGGUAUUUAAUCGUAAUUGCCAUGAGGGAGAUGGCUUGUCUUUGGAACUAUUCCAUUUGCUCUUUGGAGGUAUUGAGUAAAUUAAAUGACAUAUUGGGGAGAAAUUAAGGCAAUAUUAUUGUUUAAUUUCGUUAGUUCAAGAAACCUGCUCGGGGCAAAUUGAAUUGAGGUUUCCGUGACGAGGCUCCAUCUCCCAAAUUGGCGUUGAAUGUCUUCCUGCAGCUCUUUACACUGACUACUGUAGAAAGUUUAUUUGUUAGGCUAAAAGAUGUGAUAAGUUAAGAAAAAAUGUGUAUAUUGAAGCGAAAUAUAUUUUAAAAAUAGAUUAAUUAUUUAUGUGCUAUUGUAUAGAUGAAAGUAUAUGAAUAAUAAUUGUAAAAUAGAUACAUAUAGGCGUAUUAGGUAACAUCCAAACAUAUGUGUCUGGCAAUCGUUUCGGGCAUUUCAAAUUGUUGUUUAUUGAUUAUACCUUUUCAGGAUAAAUGUGUUCAAUGUCUGUCCCUAUUUUUAUUUUUAGCUAAACUUCAAUAACAGCCCGUGCGUGGGGUAUAUAAUUGGCAUGUUUAUUUAUAUCUUGUGUUACGUUCUAAUUCAGCGAAAUGGUUUGGUUCAAUGUACUAAAUACAGUUUAUUCCAUUUUACCUAAUAUAUUAAUAAUUUUGACUUUUUUUGAGGGCAAAAAUCAUCCAAUUACUUCGCCCACCUUAAGCGAGGCGAGUAGGAGUGUCAGACUCUUACCGUCUAAAAUCUACCCAGUUCAUACUCCUGCUUUUCGAGCCGGAGUCUCGAUAAACCCGCUAGGUAAUCCGCAGCUUCGGGGUUACUGUGUCUAUUUGUCGAUUCAAUUAACUGUUACUUUAUUUCGCGUUUCAUAUGCAAAAUUGAAUGUAGGUAAUUACCUACAAUUCUAACUAAUGUUGUGUUUAAAUAAACUUAGACUGCAUACUAAUUUAUUCAAUAAACACAAAUGAUGGAAACAAAGCAAAAGCAAUUUACAAACAGUUUCUAAUAAUUGUGCAGUCGGUUUGUUCAUUCGAAAUUGAAUCGUAAAGUUUGACGAGUAUGGUUGUAAAUGGUUUACAUAAGUUUGUGAACAUUUGUGGAACUUUAUGAUUAAUCAAAUUUAAUGUAAAUUGAACUUAAUGUCUUUACUAACAAGAAUAAUAAUAAUGUUCAAUAUAUUGUUACGAUGUACACACAAAGUUGUCUGGACCUAUUGAAAUUAAGUUCCAAAACUCACAGGACACACCUCCCGGGAAUAAAGCUGUUACCAAUAUAAAAUAUCUAUUGAAUGGUGGGUUAAUGUGUAUUUCUACAGACAAGCCACACUAAAAAUUCGCUUGCGACCCAUCAAUGGGUCGCGACUCUUUGUUUGGGAAACCCGAGUCUAACCAAAAGUUUAUCCUGUGUUUUUACUUAAAUUAAAGUAUUAAACAUUAAUUUAUAAAAGCGAACAGGUUAUUUAUGUUUCUUAAAAACUAUCGAUAUUUUGUAUAUGUAUAAAUAUAAAUAAACAACAAAAAUAAAAUAUUAUCCCAGUAAAAUUGAAUAAUUUCAAUUAAAUAUUACAUUCGAGAAGCGAUUGUCAGAAUAAAUCAUAAAAUAAUUUUCUUUAGUCCUCUGGCCAUUUUAAAAAUUAUAAAAAAAAAAUAUUUUAUGUACCUACAUGAUCGUACAAUGUGAAUGAUUAAUAAAAGCUUAAUUUAAGCCUC